GGCUCACAGGCUCAUGUGAUCCUGCUGGGAGGUGUUUGGCUAAAAGACUUUCUCAACAUCCAGGCUGCAGCAUUUGAGAGCUAACCCGUCUCUCUCACGGAGCUACCGGAUUGCUUUAUUCAGUGCACAUUUGGGACAUUCCCAUCACUUGAGCGGCUCAUUCCGGAGAGUGACGCGCUGCAGUUCCGAUAAUGGGAGACGCUCAGUCUGCGCAUCGGGAGGGCAAGGAGGAUGCAGCGGCUGAGGGGGACAGCGGAAAAGUGGAUGAUGCUCAGACUGAGCAGAAUAUUGAAGACGAGCCUCUCAAAAACAAUGGGCAGAUCUCUGAGAUCAAUGGAAAAGCAGACGGCUCUAUAGCAGAAGUUGGUCACUGUGAGGAUGAGAUCGAUGCAGAGGCUAUCCUUUCAUCAGACGAAGAUGUUUCAGAAACAGAAAAGCCGCUUAAAGAAGAAGAAACACCAUUAAAUGUUGAAAUUAAUGAAAAGGAAUCACCCAAUGAAGCUGAUGCUAAUGAAGAUGUACCCCUGGAAAUUACUGAAAUGGAUGCAAAGCAAAAUGACAUCAAUGAAAGUUUUAGGAAAUUUUUCAGAAACAUUGGUUUGAAUUUGACAGUGAAGAGGGGCUCAGGUGAAAUAGCAACAGAUGUGCCUGAUGAGACCAACAAGGUAGAACCAAACAGAGCAGAAGACGUCGAGGAUACCACAAAAGAAACCACAAGUGAGAAUGCUGAACAGAAUGCUGAUGUGAACAUUACACAGGAGACUUAUGAUAAUGAUUCAACAACAUGUCCUACCCUGACAGACGUUACAUCGGACAUUCUAGAAAAUGCAGAGGAGAAAACAGAAGAAACCAAAGAGGAAGUUGAAUCUGAUAAUGUAGAUGCAGCAAUGACUUCACCUGUAGGAGAACAUGCACAACAGGAUGCCACACCUGAAGAAGAGUCACAUUCCACAUCUCCAUGUAGCCCUGAAGAAGAAGUGGUUGUGUCUCCAAUUAAAAGAUUUUUUACAACUGGAAUCUUUUCUGGACUACGGAAGAAAAAGAAGCCUGCAGAAGAUGAGACAACUGACAAAGAACCGGAAGACAAGGGAGGAAAGGAGGUCGAAGAGACGAGAGAACAAACUGUACAAGACAAACAACAGGAUAUAGAGGAGAUUAGUCUAGGUGUUGACGCAGCUGCAAUUGAGACAGAACAUAAAGAAAAUAUACUUAAAGGGGAGAUCCUGUCUGCAGUAUCAGCUCAGGUGAUGGAUGCAUCUGCCAUAGAUCCAUCAACCAUCAUUGUCACUGAGCCUGACAUUCUGAAUUCUCAAGAGAAGGACAAGGUUCAAGCAAGUCCUCUUAAAAGGCUGCUGUCAGGGUCUAGUUUAAAGAAACUAUCCAAAAAGCAAAGAGGCAGGAAAUCAAGUGAUGCAAAGCUGUCUGACUCUGGAGAACAUGUUUCAGAUCAGCUCCUAUCAUCUACUGGGUCAGCUGAGAAUCAGAAAGAAGAAGGUUGUGCACAACACUCUGCAGAGGCAGUAGGAGAGGAGGAUGGUGCAUGGGCUUCCUUCAAAAAACUUGUGACUCCAAAAAAGCGCAUAAAGAGAUCCUCCUUAAGUAAUGAAGAGACACAAAUCCCAGGUUCAGUAGAAGAACCAAAACCAAGUGAAGGAGGGCAAAUAUCGGAUCUCAGCACAGAGGAAGGCAAAAAACGAAAAGACUCAUCUGUUUCAUGGGAAUCUGUUUUGUGUGGAUCUGGCAGGAGAAGAAGCCGAAAAACUUCAGACUCUGAGGACGAAAUACUUCAAAUUGAUAAGCAAGAUGAUGGAUCUAAACAUGGUACAGAAUUGGCCCUAGAAAGUUCUAAUGAGGUUGAUGAAAUGUUAGCCUAUUCCCCCAAAGAAGCAGGAAGUUCUUCAGAGGGUGAUGGAGGGUCAACAUGGAAAUCAUUGAAAAGACUUGUCACCCCGAAAAAGAAAGCCAAGGAUGAGGAUGAAAGCAAAGAUCAUGUACAAUCUGAUAGUGAAGUUACUCAAGAUGAGUCCUCCUUUUCAAUAAAGAAACUCCUACCAGGACGAAAAAAGAGGAAGUCUGCCGAAAGGCAAGACCAAGUAUCUUCAGAUGAAGCUGAUAAGGACGUAGCUUCAGGUGAUGAAGACUCUGAGACACCAGCUGUGGUUCCAUUGUCUGAGUUUGAUACAGUUGAGACUGAGGUUCACAUACAAACACAGGCAGACGUAGAAAGUCACAUACCCAAGGAAGGAGACCAUGAACUCCAGCAAGAUCUUCUAGAUCAGAUGGUUGAACCAGUCAUACCUUGUGACAACCUGCAAACUGAAGUAAAGGAAGUCCAAGACAAUGUUGUUGCUUUAGAAAAUCAGGCGUCUAAACCCCCAGCUACAAAUGAAGAACCUGGUGAUUUUACAGAAUCAAUCAGUAAACAACAACUCAGUGACAUCCCAGAGGAGGCCACUCCAGCUUCAGCCACUGAGGAGGCAGCUAGAGAUGACACUAUAGCAGAGGACCUGAUAGAGAUCACAUCUGAGGCCAUUACUGCACCAGAACCAUUAGAUAUUACCCUGGCAGAUGAAACUGAGAUGAUCUCUGCAGUUUCCCAGUUAUCUUCAGAGUCUUCAAAAACAUCUGGCAAUACAACACCAGUACCAGCAGAAUAUGACUUCAUGGAAACAGAUGUGCUCCUGCAUCAGGUUGUUGAAACAAUUUCCAUAAGCCCAAACACAGUUCCAGUUUGCUCAAAUGAGCUAAGAUCUGAAAGAAUGGUGUCUGUUUCGCAUCAAAUACUUGAAACAUUUGUAAAAGAAGAGCCAACAAUUCUGGAAAUACACCGAAGAUUAGAUGCAACUGCCAUUAACACGGGUCUAAAUGUUGAAGAACUGGACACAAUUAAUGAACUUGCAGCUACCACUGAAACAGAGAGCAUAUUUGAAGUCAAUGACUCUUAUUCCACAGAGUUUGUAUCUGAAGUUCCUACUGAAGAGUUUCACACUGCUGAAAUUGCUGUAGAUGAAGUGCAUGAGGUCAACAUUACACAUCAAGAAGACAGCUUAAAAGAAUUAGAAAGUAUCGAUGAGAGCCAUCAUCUGGUCGAAUGCCCAUCUGAGAUAAAUGCAGCUGUGUCUAAAGAUAUAUUACCUGAAGGUGACAAAAUUGUCCCAGAUGAAGGUUCUCUAGUUAAGGCACAUCAAGCUAAAACGGAGCCCCCAAAAAUUGACGCUCAAGAAGCAGAUUCAGCUGCUAUAGUAGCAGAUGAAACUAAGGAUGGGGCUAUGGAGCAGGAAGUCCAAACUGUGACAGAAAAGGAAGAUCAGAUCACGCAUAAUAUCACAGAUCAAAUUCAAGUUAAGGAUAAAGAUCAGGAAAUAAUAUUGGAGGACAUCACAGCAGCCAAAACAGUUACAUAUGAACUCAAAGAAGAAACAGUGCCUCUAACUGAAGUCAACAUGGAGCCAGAAAAGGAAGAUGAAAUAGUAACAGAUGCCAAAACUGGAAAUGGUAAAGUACCAGAAGCAUUUGACACUGUGCAAGCCUCCACAUUAGAUUUAGGGGAAGGUAGUGUUCAAUCACAAGAGGAGGAAGUAAAAUCAGAGGACAUUCCAACAAUAGAAACAGUUACAGAAAAACCCAAACAGACAGAGGAGCAUCUCACUCAAGUCAAUGUUGAGCCAGAAAACAAAGAACUAAAAGCAAAUGCUGUCAAAAGUGAACAUAUUCAAGAAUCAGAAGCUGUUCAAGUACACACAUUAGCUUCAGAGGAGAGCAGUGUUCAAUCACUUGAAAAAGAGUUAAUAUCAGAGGAUGUUCCAGAAGCAGCAAAAGUUACAGGUGAACCUAAAGAGGAAAAAGAAAUGAGGGCUGAGCCAGAAGAAAAACUACCAAUGGAAGCUACCAAAACUGAACAUGUUCAAGAACUAGAAGGGGUCAGUGGUCAAUCACUUGAAGAAGAGGUCAUAUCAAAGGAUGUUCCAGAAGCAGCAACAAUUACAGAUGAACCUAUAGAGGAAAUAAUACUUCUCACUGAAGUCAAGUUUGAGCCAGUAGAGGCUUCCCAAACUGAACAUGUUCAAGAACCAGGAGAAGUAUUAGAAGCUGUUCAAGCACCCACAUUAGAUUCUGAGGAGAGCAGUGUUCAAUCACUUGAAAAAGUGUUAAUAUCAGAGGAUGUUCCAGAUGCAACAGUUACAGGCGAACUUAAAGGGGAAACAAUACCUCUCACUGAAGAGAACCUUGAGCCAGUGGAUGUUUCCAAAGCAGAACAUGUUCAAGAACCAGAGGUAAUACAAGCUAUACAAACAGUCACAUGCGCUUCAGGGGUGGAUAGCCUUCUAUUACUUAAAAAGGAAGUAAUAUCAGAGGAUAUCCCAGCAGUGGAAACUGUUACAAAUGAACCCAAACAGGAAACUGACGUGAGGGCUGAGCCAAAAGAAAAACUACCAAUGGAAGCUGCCAAAACUGAACAUGUUAAAGAACCCAAUGUAUUACUAUCUAAUGUCAAAGAAAUUGUAACUGAAAGCAAAACUGAGGAAGGGACAUCAGUGUAUGUGGAUGUAGUCACAGAAUGUAUUGAGAGAGAUAGUGCUAAGGAACUUGAAAAGCAAAUAUUGGUGAAAGACGAUCCCAAACCAGACAAUGUCAAUGUCAGUAUAGAUGAAAUUGAGAGUGAAGUUGUGGCACAACUGGACCACUCUUUAGAGAUAACAGAAGAUCAGAAAAUAGUGAGUAUAACACAAGAUCUUGGUGUUGAGCAGGAAGAAUGCAUCCCUGAAGAUGAGUUACAAACAUUAACAGCAGUUUGUGUAUCCUUUGUUAACGAGGAAGAAAAUAAUGUUCUGGUCCUAGAAAAGACUGCAUUUACUGAAGAAACCCCAGCACCUUGUGUAGACAAUGCUGCAGUUACAAAUAAACUCAAACAUGAAGUGCAUAUCAGUACAGUGCAAGUCAGUGUAGAGGUAGAAAAAGAAAGAGAGAUAAAGACUGCUGAAGUUGAGCAUGCUGUAGUGGCGCAAGUAGUCACAUGUAAUCUCAAGGAGGAAGUCGAGACUGCCACGCCAUUAGUGAAAGAUGAUGUGGUUGAGACAGCAGAGGAAGGCAGUAUGGUUGUGAUGAUGCAUGUGCCAUCAGUAGAGUUCGAAGACAAACACAGAGUUCAAGUGCAGGUGGUCGAUGUCAAUAUAAAAUCAGCUGAGACAAUUGUGGACACAGUGCAAGAGGUAGGGGUAACAGAGGCCAAAGAAGUCAUAUAUUUUUGUCAGGAAACGCUUAAAAAGGUACACAAUCUCUCCGCAACUCCAGAGAUUAAUAAGGAAUUAAUGAAUGAGGAAAACAAGGUGACCAUUCAAGAAGUUAUUCAACAUGUAAAGGAGAACGUACCUGAAAUAGUACCUGAAUCAGUGGUUGAUAACUUGGAACAAGAAGUUAUAAAACAGCCAGAUGCUGUGACAGAAGUGAGCGAGAUGGUUGAAAGUGACACAAAUGAAGUGGAGGAUCAAAAAGUGAUGGAGGAUAAUAUUGCAACAAUCAGAGAAAGACAAGAUGAAGCGCCUGCUGUCAUUAGUGAUGUCUCUGCAACUGAACAGCAAGUGUCUAAGGAUCUCAUGCAAACACCUGAUAUUCCAGGAAGUUUAGAUGUCUCUAUCCAUGAUCACAAAGAGGAUUUGGAGGAAACUAAAGCUAAACAGGAAAAAUCAGAAGCAGGUGUUACAGCAAAAGAGGUCAAAUCAUCAUCAGAGGAAUUAGAUGUGAAAACAAUUAAUGAAGAAGCCCAAAUUACACACAUUGCUCAAAGUCCAAUUGUAACACUUAGUAACACUAACUUAGUAGCCCCCCAAAAUACUGGAAUAAUCUCCUCAAUAGCUAAUGUGGAGUCCCCUUCAAGUCUUUCUUUUGAAUUCAAACUUAAUAUACAGUUUGGACAAGCAAAAGCAGCUUCCCUAUCAUCUACAACAGAGAGAAAUGAACCCGUGAAAAAGACAGAAGUGUCUGAGGUCAGAGUUCAGGCAGUAGAGGUAGUAGAACCCGUAAAGCCAAUAAAUCCAACACAAAGAGCUGAGAGCCAGAAACAGACAGAGCUAAAGGAGGUCGCUGUUCAGGCAACAGAACCAGUGGCAAACUUAGAUUCAACAGAAAGAGCUGUGAUCACGACUCAGCCUGUACUGCUGGAUAUUGGCAUCCAAGCAAUGAAAACAGUUGAACCCGUAGAACAAAUCGAAUCAACAGAGAGAGUAACCUCCAGUGUCCAGGCAACAGAAACAAUAAAACCAGUAAUACAAGUAGAGAAAGGAGACGUGUUCCUGAGUCAGCCAGUACUCUCUGAAGCUUGUGAACAAGAAACAAAAGCAGAAACGCCUGUUCAACAAAAAGAGGAGGAAAAUGACCAGGAUGUGUGGAUGGAUGCAGAGGAAGACAUUUCCACUCAAGAGAAAACAGAGGUGUCUCUUCAUGAGGUGGAGGAAUCUGUUGAACUUCCGACAGAAAGCGAGCAAGUAGAAAAGGCAGGACUUGAAGAUGAGGUUGAAAUGGUUCCUAAUUCCAAAACUGAGGAAGAAGAAAGUCAACAGGAAAUGCACAAAGCAGAUGGAAAAUGUGAAAUUGAGAGUGAUGAUGAAGAUUUUGCUGUUGCACUUGAGCAUUCUGAAACUCAAACUGCAAGCAUCACUACGAUGGAGCGGAAUUAAUUUCACUCAACUUCAGUGUCACUAACCGGUUGGACAAUCAAAAAGGAAGCCUCAAGUUUGUAAGAAGUUUUCAAAAAGCCAUUAAAGAGUAGCACUGACAGUGGUAGAAGAACACAGGAAACAGCAUUUGCUGCUUUUAUUUGACAUUAUGUUCAACAAGAGAUAUACCAAUAUUUACUGUUGAAACUUGUCUUGAUUUUAGAGCUGCAAAGAUUAAUCAAUUAGUUGCCAACUAUUAAAUUAAUUGCCAACUAUUUUGAUAAUUGAUAAAUCAAGUCUUUUUUAAUAACAAAAAAG
Sander lucioperca (pikeperch) is the source of this 6971-nucleotide messenger RNA. RefSeq names its product A kinase (PRKA) anchor protein 12a (gene akap12a). Lineage: Eukaryota; Metazoa; Chordata; Actinopteri; Perciformes; Percidae. The transcript is spliced from 6 exons. Gene Ontology annotation, biological process: signal transduction; regulation of protein kinase C signaling. The coding region runs from base 192 to 6674 and encodes 2160 amino acids. Gene Ontology annotation, molecular function: calmodulin binding; protein kinase A binding. The record is from RefSeq and is a predicted model, not a curated record. Gene Ontology annotation, cellular component: cytoplasm.